AUGCCUCCGAAAAAAGGGAACAACCGCUUGCAUGAACUUUGUACACAAGUGAAAUCUGGAACGAGCAUAGUGGAUGUGAAAAAACGGACGUUUGUUGUUGGUAAUCAGUUCGCAGUUGGCGGUUUUGGUCGAAUUCAUACAUGUAAAGAGGUUCAGGAUCAUGUUCAAAUUUGAUAACGAAGAAUUUUUCAAAUUUCAGGCGGGAACAAGCAAGGAGUUGGUUAUAAAACUUGAGCCGGCCGGUAACGGACCCUUGUUCACAGAAGUGAAUGUCUUUCAAAGAAUUCUGCGCGCGGAGCUCAUUGAGAACUUCAAAGCGAAAAAUAGUUCGUUACAUUUUCCUUUCGCCAACGUUUUUGUUCUAUUCACCUAUAAUAAUUCAGAAAUUCGCUGGCUAGGUGUGCCUCACGUGAUCGCCAAUGGUAUUUUCGAUUACGGAACUGAGCGCAUGCGUUACCUCAUAAUUCCCAAGUACGCUGUAUCACUGGAAAGUAUUCGCGAAUCAGCAAAAGGCGGCAAAUUUUCUUCUGAAGUUUGCUUGCAAAUCGCCCAGUGCAUCAUCGACGCUCUAGAGUAUAUCCACGAUUUGGUUCGUUACUUUGUUUUUCAAAACAUUUGCCAGAAAAUAGAAGUUCAUAAAGAAUGAAAUAUUUCUACUACAAAUUAGUUUUCGCAUUACAACUUUUACCAGGACUACACUCACGCCGACAUCAAAGCUGCGAACAUUCUCCUCGAGCGAGCCAACGACUUUUCCUCGGCAGGUUUCUCUUUGACUUGGUCUAACGUACAAAAGAGAUUUUUCAGUAUUGGUUGACUAUGGAUUGGCGCGAAAGUCUAACACUAACGAAGACAAGCCGGAUAAAAAAAGAGGUUUUUUUAAAUGAAAAUAUUCCACAUUAUAUAUAUAGGUUUCGAAAAUUUUGAAAACCAUAAGGGGAUAUAAUUAUGUGAGUUGGAAGUGCAUGUCAAAACAUUUGAAAAUGCCCCGGGACGGGAUCCAGCCGACGUAUGUUUCUGUUGCUUUUUUAAAUUUAUGGCCGUGAAAAUUUUUUUCGGUACAGCACUGGGGAUUUAUACUUGGAUGAGAGGAAAAGAGAACUUCAGCGCCGUGCGUGACUCUAGCGCUAAUAUCCGGCUCUACGAGUCGAUUCAUUUGAAAACCUUUCUUUUUGAUAUUUCUUUUUGAGCUCACAAUGGAACAGCGAUAUUUACUUCUCGAGACGCGCAUCGCGGCUGCCAACCUUCGUAUCGCGGAGAUUUGGAAAUUCUCGCCUACAACCUCAUUUUCUGGGCAUCAGGAAAACUUCCUUGGCUGGUGAGGGGAACUUCAACAGGACCUUGAUGAAUUGCCUUUUUGAGGCUCUCGAAGCGACACCUCAGAAAGUUUUCGAAGCAAAACAAAAGUUUUUCGCAGAUCUUCCAGACUCCCUCUCAUCACUUACAAAGGUUCGAAAUUUCUGGAUAAUUUUGGGAGUUUUUGUAUUUCAAGGGAGCUUCUUGUGAAGAACUCGUCAAGGUUUUGCUGGAAGUAAGCAAUAAAACGUCCUAUACAGCCAAGGUUGACUACAAGUUGAUUAAGAAGGUGCGUUUCCCCGAAGACUAUUUCAGUUUUGUAGCUGAAAAAUGAUCUCAUUAAUUACUAGAAUUUCCACCCUUUGGAAGCUCUCUAACUAACUAACUAACUAACUAGGGGACCUCUUUCACUUUGUUUGCAGAUCAAGUUAAAACGUUUAUUGUUUAUUGAACUAAAAACACCUGCAAAGGAGAGAUCAUCUCAAACCCCGAGGUUCUGAGAAAACCUUGGAAAUGUGCAAACGAGGCUUAAGAACUAGCUGAACACAGCUUCCUUUCCUAUUUUUGUUCAGUAAACCGCUCUGAAAAGUUCGAGACCUUAUGCAACAAAAUGGUAAAUGGCUUAUUUUCGCACAUUGUAUUGAAAAUUUUUGAAGCCCUGUAUGACAAACUUUUAUGAAAGGUUUUUUCCAAAAAAAAAAAAAUCAAUUUCACAUUUAAAAAGCAAGUUUGAGCCAUUUUUCAUUCUUUUGGUGAACACGGUGAACAAACUCAUUUUCUCGCGUACGGCGCCAGGCUCCCAAAGUUGGAGUCAGCGAAAAUAGACGCGUUAUUUUCUAGUAACUCUUUGAUUUUAUGAAUUUAGACGUUUGUUAGAACUUCUUCAAAACUGGCUACUCCUAAGAGGAGUUCGAGAGCUGUAAAGUCAGCAGUUCAAGGUUGGUUGCAAGAGUUUUUUGUUUUUUCUUAUAGUAAACGUUUUUCGACGACGGGGAAAAUACGGACGAACUCCAAGCCCCGCCGCAAUCUUUGAGGUCCCGAAGAAAGGCCGAGUUGCCAAUCGAAAAGACGGUCGCCAAGAAAAAAGGUGAUUCGAUGAUGCUAGUUGACGUGAUGGCAAAAAAUAUUAAAGUUAAUUGAUUAAUAAGAUGAGGGUUGCCAAUAAUUUUAGGAAAAGAAAAACAAAUAAAAUAGAACAUCACAAACUUCCCAGAUUUCACGCCAUUUCAAUUUUUUCUAUACUAUAAUGUGAGAAUGAUCUAAAAUAAAUUAAUUGAAAUCAAGUUGUAGUAGCCGUCGUAAUCGAAAGAUGGUUCCUCUUUCUUCUUUUUGUGCUCAUGACUAUUCCAUGGGUGUUUCCUUUCAAAUCGGUUUCCGAAACCGUUCUUCAAAAAUCAAGCAGGGAAAUCGGCCACUAUCUUCUGGUCGAUCGCUUGUGUCGAGCCACUAUCCUGUUUAAUUUUCCAAUAUUUUUAGUUGUAUCCGUUUUACACUGAAAAUAUAACUUUGAUUUGUAAUAACUGAAAAAAAAACGUGAAAAAACACUAUUUUAGUGACCAUGAUCUUUUCUAUCAUGAAAAACUUUGCAGAAAAAGUAAAAAGAAUCAAAGUAACUGUAUGCUUUAAAGCUGGCCUGAUUCAUUUUUGUUUCUGAGAAACUCAGAAUAAAAAGGAACUUGUAGCAGCCGUGAAACGUAAGAGCGAAGAAGACGUGGAAAACGUGCAGACCACGCCUCCGAAAUCGAGACGGGAAGUCGUUCCUGGACUGUCUAACUUCCCUGCUCGGAAGACUCCACAAAGGAAAGUCGCCGUAGCCAAGGUUCUUUUCUUCUUCUUUCUUUUCUUAUAUCUUUUAACAAUUGUGAUAUGGACAGCUAUUCAAGAUUUAAAAUUUGAAACAAGUUUUCUUUCCUCUAUGCUUUUCACAGGUUUUCCUUGUAAUUCGAGUUUCUAGAAAGUCGAGAAGAAGUACAAAAGGCUAUCUAUGGGUCGCGUCGUCCUCAAACCAUCGUCUUCUCUGCAAGUCUUUGAAGAGCAAAUUUCUCCCGGAGGGAAUACAAAAAAAUCUGAAAGUGAGUUACUGUAUGAUCCUUUUUUCCCAUAAUUCAAUGAGUCGGCAAAAAAAUUUUUCCUUCAGAAAACUUGAAGAAAAGUAGUACAUACUUAACGAAUAAAUUUUUUUAAAUUUUAUCAACCAUGACUUUUUAGAAUUCGCGGUGGUUGAUUGAUUUUUUCGAAAUCAAAGAUACUAUUCUCUUGAUGAGUUUCCUGAAGGUUUUCAUUGUUUUUGCUUAAGCUCGGAAAUUCUCAUGAGCUUUGUUCGAUUCAAAAGCUCUGGUCUUUCAAAAAUCCCUCUCUGUUCUAGAACCUCAAACAUCCUCAACGCCUUCUGCUGAUUCUCCUGCUACGAAGGCGCGAAUAGCGACAUUAAAAAAAGCCCCAGGCGUACAAAAUUUUCCGCGAGGAAGGCGUUCAAUAGCUGUCCGUCAGGUUUUAGAUGAUUCUCGAAUAAUUUUCACGAAAUUCUCAGGUCGCAUUGCGAAAUGCUGCUGUCAGGAAGGCAGAACCCGAAUUCGCCGCCUGA
This is a messenger RNA of Caenorhabditis auriculariae, 3877 nucleotides long. The record is from the annotation of a GenBank genome assembly. NCBI's taxonomy places the organism in Eukaryota, Metazoa, Nematoda, Chromadorea, Rhabditida, Rhabditidae.